This is a messenger RNA of Sycon ciliatum, 1598 nucleotides long. RefSeq names its product protein-L-histidine N-pros-methyltransferase-like. Bases 261 to 1232 code for a protein of 323 amino acids. The record is from RefSeq and is a predicted model, not a curated record. Gene Ontology annotation, molecular function: protein-L-histidine N-pros-methyltransferase activity. The transcript has 5 exons. NCBI's taxonomy places the organism in Eukaryota, Metazoa, Porifera, Calcarea, Leucosolenida, Sycettidae.
UUUUAUUUUCUUCUCCAAGAAGACAGUUCUCUAUUUUCGUAUGCAAGGACACUGAACAUAGCCAGGGCUAAGGAGUACAGCAAGAGUAGAGGUUAGAUCACAGAUCUACUUCCUGGUCGAUCGUGUAAACAAACCUGAAUUUUGUAACACUUGUUGCUGUUGUGCAUGAUGUGCUUUGCAAGCUCGUGACAACACUGUAAGUUCAAAGAUCUAUGUAGUUCUUUGGCGAGCCCUGCCAUUAUCAAAAUAGUGUUCUAAGUAUGCUUAGAACACCUUUGGCCCGCAAUCUGUAUCGUCAGGCAUCGGGCCCCGGAUGCCUAGCGUCCUGUGCAGCACCACCCCCAAGAGAGCUGUACCAAUGUACUCUAGAAAACCUGAACACUACCUUGGCACAAGCCUGGUAUCCCCUGGCCUGUGAUGAAGGAUGCCAGGAGUUCGUGCGCCUCAGCUGCUCGGAGGCCUCAGCUAUUUUCCUCCAGUUGUUGUACAGCAUUUUGUUGACCUUACUGUCUCCAUUCAUGUCCAGAACUUCUAUAAACGGAUUACUGGGGCGUGGGUCCAUGUACAUACUCUCCACCAAUCAGGCGUCACGACUCUUUCACCAAGCGGGCAUGCCCAGUACGCAGCAGAAGUUUGGCAGUCUGCUGGAUGUAGGAGCUGGGGAUGGUGAGGUCACAAAGCACCUUGCUCCCCUCUUUCAUCAUGUAUAUGCUACCGAACAAUCGCCAACAAUGCGAUGGAGGCUGAAGCGAGCCAAUUUCACUGUACUGGAAGAGGAUGAAUGGGGAGAUCGCAUGUUUGAUGUUGUGUCCUGCCUCAACUUAUUGGACCGCUGCUCGGAACCGCAAACUCUUCUGCGGCGCGUUCGUCAAAGCAUCCUGCCUGGUGGCUUCCUCUUGGUCGGGAUGGUGUUUCCUCUCUCGCAGUGUGUCGAGAAAGGGCCAAAGAUGGCCGACGCUACUGAGCGUUUGCCAGCAUGUACUAGUACUCACUGGGAAGAGAAUGUGGAGAAGAUUGUUGCAGAGUUCUUCGAACCCGCUGGCUUUCAACUACGCACCCUCAGUCGGGCACCGUAUCUGAGCAAAGGGGACCUUAGUGUGUCCUACUACAAGUUGGAUGAAGCGCUUUUCCUCUUCCAAACUACAAGUGAGGAGAAUGAUGCAUCACGAACUGACCAAUCAUCAGGCAUGCAUGCUGAUGUGACAUCACCACAAUCUAGUUUUCAAGUUUGAUGCCAUCAGAAUGUUCUUUCGGAGCUAUACAUAGACUGGUGCUAUGUCAUGGCAAGUUUCAUAUAUCCUAGCAGGCAAUCAUUCAUCCAACAUGACAGGGAAAAUAGUAUAAUGAAUUUACUUUAAUACAUGGGAAAUCUUUACAAAAUAGCGCAACUAGCUAAGUUUGAUAUCUGACUGUUAUAAAGCCACUUCCAUCCAUCAAAAACAUGAUUGUAUAGUUCCAAAUUGACUGCAAAUCUGUUGGUGUUAUAUGUUGGACUUUUUUUUUAUACACUACCGUGUAGUCUAGUAUUUUUUUUCAAACAAUUAGAUUUUCUACUUCGUGAAGUAGAGUUUCUGCAACCAUGGUUGCAAGUGCCUGCA